Molecule: messenger RNA, 3368 nt
Organism: Tetranychus urticae (two-spotted spider mite)
Lineage: Eukaryota; Metazoa; Arthropoda; Arachnida; Trombidiformes; Tetranychidae
Product: cleavage and polyadenylation specificity factor subunit 6
Molecular function (GO): RNA binding
Source: RefSeq, a predicted model, not a curated record
UUCUUUGUGAUGUGCUUCAGAUUGGGUUUUCUAUGCUUUGGAAGUUUAUUUAUUUGUGAAACUGAAAUAUAAUUUGUUACAAAAUCAACAAGCUGUCUCUACCGAUUAUAUUCUUUUUAUUAAUUAAGAUUCGAAUGGUCUUAAUUUCUGACCAUCACAUCUAAUUGAUAUUAUGGGAGACAGUGCUGAAAUUGAUUUGUAUGCAGAUGAUCUUGACAUAAAUGAAUUUAAUCAGGAAAACGAAUAUAAUGACCAAGGUGUUGAUCUUUAUGACGAUGUCAUAACUUCUUCUGGCAUUAAAUCAAAUGAUGAAGAUUAUUCUGCAAACCAAGAUUCAAAUCAUUCCCGACAUACAAACAAUGAAAGUCUUUCCAGCAAUCUCGUGCUGGAUAAUCUUCAAGGGUCAACCAAAAAGAUAGGCAUAUAUGUGGGCAAUUUAACAUGGUGGACUACUGAUCUCAAUAUAACUGAUGCUAUUAAUAAUAUUGGAAUCAAUGAUGUCAUUGAUGUUAAAUUUUUCGAGAAUCGAGCAAAUGGGCAGUCCAAAGGAUUUUGCGUUGUUACCUUAGGAUCAGAAAACUCUGUUCGCCAAGUCAUUGAAAAACUUCCCAAAGUUGAAAUUCAUGGACAAAAUCCUAUGGUUACUCCAUGUAGUAAAGCAAAUUUGAACCAUUUCGAAAUGCAGUCACGUAAAUUAAUUCCUGGAGGAUCUGGCAACCAACAUAUGAGCGCCAGCACAGCAAAUCUUCGUCCUUUCAACCCCACUUCAGGAAGUCUCAGGCCACCAUUGAUGACAAGAACACCUCGGCCAAAUGGUCCACUUCUAGGAGGAACACCACGAAUGCCCUUGUCAGCUCAAGGCAAUGGAGGACCAUUCCAAGGUCAAACAUCAUGGCACCCUCUAGGAGCAUCAAGGGGCCAAGCACCUCUUCAUACAGGCUCAUCGCGACCAGGAAUACCGUUGAUGAGACUCCCAUCAAAUCAAAGAGGAAAUCCAUCGCAACCAUUACUAAGAGGUCCUGGAAUGUCAGAUCAUCGUUCCAAUCAUCCAUCUUCACUUUCAGACUGGGGAGAUCACUCAUCGCACCCAGGACAUCCUUCCAAUGCUCAACAAGGCGGUAUGAGUUUAGGUCAAGGGCAUGUUCAAGGAAGCGCUAUGCCUCCAAGACCUCUAGUACCUUUACAACAAGUUCCUAAUAUGCCACCAGUAGGAGGACCACAUUCAGGACCAGCUCCCCAUGUUAACCCAGCAUUUUUCAACCAACACCAAGGAGUUCCACCUAAUCAACUCAACGAUCCAUACCGUGUACCUCCAGGUCCCAACCAAUAUGGCGAUUACAUGGGUCCUAUGGGUGGAGAUCCUUCUAUAGGACCUCCUAUGACUGAAGCUGAAUAUGAGGAAAUAAUGGCUAAAAAUAGAAGUGUCUCAAGCUCUGCCAUCAGUCGGGCUGUUGAAGAUGCAAGUGCGGGUGAUUUAAAUCGUGCUGUUGAUACUCUCUUAACAGCAAUUGCUUUAAUUAAAAGAUCGAAGGUUGCUAAUGAUGAGAGAUGUAAAAUUUUGAUAAGCUCUUUACAAGAUACACUUCAUGGAAUCGAAGCUAAGUCUUACGGAUCAAAUAAAUACAAAGAUAGGCCUAGAUCUAGAGAAAGAGACAGAUCUCGUGAUCGAGGUAGAAGAGAAAAGUCUGGUCGUAGAGAUCGAUCACGAAGUCGUGAAAGAGAACGUGAUUAUCGAGAUAGAAGUCGGGAGCGAGAUCGCUACCAUGAUGAAAGGAUACAUGAUAGAGACAGAGAAAGAGAUCGAGAUAGGGAUCGUGAUAGGGAUCGUGAUCGAGAGCGAGACCGAGAUCGGGAUAGAGAUCGAGAGCGAGACAGAGACAGAGAAAGAGAGCAUAGAGGCGGUCGUCAUUAAUAUCGUAGGGACAACAGUUUGAUUGUCGUUUUACUAAUUAAUCAUAAAGUCUCUGUACAAAAAAUCCAGCUAUAAAUGUGACUGAGAUAAAAACGACCUGAAAGCUACAACAACCAAAAUCUGACAAUUAUCUAUAUCUGGACCAUCUGUGGAAGCUAAAUCAGCAUUUCAUGAAAAAAACAAGACCACUAAGGAGCAAAUCAACAUUCUCACCGUGAUGCAUCAGACACAUAAACGGAUACUCCUUUCAGUGAAUCAAAGCAACCCAUUAACCACCAUCAACACAUAAGCUUCACAAAUAUUUUCAAUCAUUAUCAAACUUGAAGGAAAACAAUGGACAACCACACAAAAAUCAAGGAUGACCUUUCUCUUUUUUCUCCCCCUACUUAGCUUUAUAUAAAUCUCCAUUGAACCAAAAUAUUCUGUUACCCGUUUUUUCUCUUUCUAACUUUCUAUCUCUCUAUCUCACUCUUUCUUUCACUCUUGCUCUUUUCCUCACAUAUAUCUAUCUUUCUAUUUCUUUUUCUCUCUUGACUUCCUCUUCUUUCCACUCUACAUAAUUCUUGUCUGAUUGUAAUUUUGAAAUUUAAAACAAAACAGAAAUUCUUUUGUUUCUUUCGUAAUGAAAAAAGAAGAGACGAAAGAUUUGAUUCUAUUCACAUGAAAAAAACAAAUAUGGAUAUGAAGCCCAAAAAAUCAGUCUUUAAUUUGGUCUUUAAUUUAUAUUUUAUACACUGCCUUAUAACUUUAUUAUUAUUAUUAUUUAUUUAACUUAUUUUUUUAUUUUAUCUUUUUUGUUUAAUGAUAAUUUUGAUAUAAUUACUCCCAUGAACUAAUCGAUGUUCGUAAACUUCCAGAGCUUGUAUUUUGUUGUACAUAAUUAUUCUUGUAUUUAUCUACCAGACUAUUGAGUCGGGUGACAAUAGUGUUAAUAUUGGUUAAACUGUGAUCAAUGGAGUUAAUCUGUUUAGUAUAAUCAUUGAUCAUGGUGUUAACCUGAAUGGUCGCUUUCUCAAGUAACUCUGAUGUUUGCUCAUCCAUACAUGUUACCCUUGAAACAUCGGGUAACUGUGUUUUAAUGUGCCUUAGUAUCCUUAAAAUGGGUGCAUUUGACGAAAGGCCAUCAACCUGUGAUCUCAAUUUGUUUACAUUUUCCUCAAAUGCAUCUUUAAUUUGUGAUAAUUUUCCAGGUAUUUGCAAUGAAUUUAAAACACUUGUUAACAAUUGAUUCUCAGCCAAUUCAACCUUUUUAACCAUUGUAUUCAACGUAUCCUGUGAUAGGCUACGGAUUUGUGCCAAUGUUGUUAUCAUCUCAUUACUGUUGUUAUUAUUACUUAUAUUAUCAUGAUUAUUAUUAUUGUUUUAUAAUCUGAGCCACGGUUAGAUGAAAAACAUCGUCCAAAUAAUGUAUCCAACUUUUUAUUAAGUCAAUUGUUGAUAUCACCUGAAACACCGA